Amoebophrya sp. A120 is the source of this 1036-nucleotide messenger RNA. Lineage: Eukaryota; Dinophyceae; Syndiniales; Amoebophryaceae. The record is from the annotation of a GenBank genome assembly.
GGGGCAUCCUCGUGGCCACCGACGGAUCCUUCCAAGCGGGCAGGGGGGCGUGCGCCACACUCGUCAUGCGCUCCGGGCAAAGCGAGUGCAAGGCAUACCGCCGAUUCGCAGUGAAGAGCGCGUACGCCAUGGAGCGCCUCGGCCUGGAGCGCGCCCUCAGCGAUCUCACUGGGGAAACAUGGGCAACGGAAGAAAACAGGGGGAAAGAGGUGCUCAUUAUGGUCGACUGCCUUGGCCUCCUUGAGCGCCUGGAGCGGCUCACGCACACUGUUCUCGAUGGGUCGCAAAAGGACGUCGAGCUGGUGCAGCUGCUCGACGACGCCGCCAGGCGAUACAGCAAAGUCACACUGGCCUUCACCCCUGCACACUGUGGCAUCGAGGCCAAUGAGAUCGUCGAUGCGAUAUGUGGGGCCGCCUGUCCCGACGCACCGCUGGGGAACAACACAGACGAGAAUCCGGAAGGGGAGCCUCUGUGCCACGAAGAAACGAAAGAGGCGGCCCGGGCAGUGCUGGAAAGCGAAGAAGAGGAAACGAUGAGGCGACUGGCCCGUGCGGGGUCUGUCUCCGGCGAGGUUAUCACCGAUCUCGACCUCAACCGGAAAAAGCUCAAAGAACUCUACCGGGCGGCGCGGGGCGAAGGCAGGUGGCUGCAGCGAAUGGUGGGGGAGGUAGCGGGCGGCAUGCGCUUCAAAACCCUCUGCGAUCUCGGCCUCCGCCCCCGUAUAUGUUCCACCUGUGGGGAGACAAUAGACUCGUGGAAACACAUCCGGGUUUGCCACGAGUACACGAGGUUGGGACGAACCUCCGACGCGCAGGAGAUCCUCGACUUCCUCCGCACAGUAUGCGACGCCCGGGAAGGGCCUCUCGACGGCGGGGAACAAGACUCCGAGACAGAGGACGAGGCAGGGGCGGGGCAGGGAGAAGAACCCGCCGAGACCAGCACUACGUCCGACACCACCAGCAGGGGCGCCGUGACGUCCAGCAGCACCAUUCCCGACGGCGGUCCGGUCGGACGGCCGAGCACCCACCCGUGUAG